AUGCAGCCCAAGGCGGAGGAGCCCUUCUGCUCCCCCAGCCUGAGCACCCCCAGCUACCACAGGAAGGCAGGAGUCCCCCUCAUGGAUCUAAAGACCACAGAGGAGAUGGCGACUCAGAGAUUGGGCAGGCCUGUCAAGUGCUCGAGGCAGUACCUGCGACAGGUUAUCACAGAAUAUGAGGCGCUAGAGAGGAAACUCCCGCGCAUCCGGAAAUUCUCCUCCCCACCCACUGCCCAGCCCCUCUGCCUCUGCAUGGAGACCUCGGAGGACUUCAACCACAAGGAGGUGUUGGAGGCGUUGGAGGCGGAGCUGCCUGGGGCCGCAGAGAAUGAGCUCAUCAGCAGCAUCCGCUAUGAGAACAUGAAUGUCAUCUGCGGGACCUCAGGCCUCCUUGACCGGUGGCACGUCACCGUCGCCGACGUGCAGACGCUGUCGCACCUGCUGCGCUCGGGCAUCAGCCCCCGCGGGAUCGCGCACCCACUCGUGCGCCACGACGACCUGCUCCUGAGUGACUACCGCCUGUACCAGUGUCGCUUGCUGGCGCGACAGCGCCUGAUCGAGGCCCUGGGGAUGGAGCCUGCCGAGGAAGACUGACGUAGGGGUGGGGCUUGGCAGUGCCUGGUGGGCACAGGG
Messenger RNA from Jaculus jaculus (lesser Egyptian jerboa), 633 nucleotides. RefSeq names its product chromosome 14 C19orf81 homolog (gene C14H19orf81). The coding region runs from base 1 to 594 and encodes 197 amino acids. NCBI's taxonomy places the organism in Eukaryota, Metazoa, Chordata, Mammalia, Rodentia, Dipodidae. The transcript has 5 exons. The record is from RefSeq and is a predicted model, not a curated record.